UUGAAAGUGGCUGUGUAUGAAAGAUUAUGAAGUGAAUUGACACGGAGUGUUGAAAUACUAUUUUAUUCAGAGUUUUUAUUAUUGUUGUAAUUUGCUUUAUUUUUGACAAAGAAAUAUAUCAUUCAUGCCUGUCUUCCUUGUCGACGGAACAAGACGUUCAAGACAGAAACGUCUAGGCUGUGACGUUGAGAAUAUGUCGUUGAAGUUAAACCUCUUAACUAUGGAGCAGCUACAACAAUAUCUUGAGGAUGAAUGUUAUAAAAAUCACGGAGAAAAUUUGUUGCCGUUUUUGCUUUUAGACUGUCGCCCAUUUUUAUCCUAUACGGAGUGUCACAUUAUGACAGCAGUUAAUGUUCAUUGUCCAGCGUUACUACGAAGACGCUCCGGUGGACGAUUACCUUUAAGAACAAUAAUUCCUAAUUCAGAAAUAAGGGAAAAAGUUCUUCGUGGUGAAUAUUCUCACGUAAUUUUGUACAGUGAACACGGACAAGAGACAUACUUGUGGGGAAACUCUCCCGAGGAAGCUGUAGUAAAUUCUGUAGCUAGAUGUCUCAGCUUUGAAGCCGGGAUUAAACGUUUAUACUAUUUAUCUGGAGGAAUGCGAGAUUUCCGCCCCCGCUACCCUCAUCUUUGUACUAAAAGCAGCUCUCUUGUGGUUGGUGAUGACACGCCCAGAAGCACGAAUAACUGGACAUCUGAACGUUCUCAAAGUGACCAUGUACAUAGUAGUACUACCGAAGUGAUGAAAAUAUGGACACUGAACUCCGUCGUCAAAACAAAGCCCAAUUCUUCUGUAACUGACACACAGACCUCUCAUGUACUAUUCCCGGCGCAUGAGCAGGAAGAGCCUGUGCAAAUUUUAUCUUACCUGUUCCUGGGGAGUGCUUACCACGCUUCCAGUAAAGCUACUCUUCAGCACUUGGGAAUUACUGCUUUACUGAAUGUCUCCCAGACGUGUCCCAACCACUUUGAAAACGAUUUCACCUACAAAAUAAUACCAGUCAAAGACUCUGGAAGCGAAAAUAUAGCUUCUUGCUUUAACGAGGCUAUAGAAUUUAUUGAUAAUGCAAGAUCUGUCAAUGGAAAAGUACUUGUUCACUGCCAAGCGGGAAUCAGUCGCUCGGCGACAAUCUGCAUCGCCUAUCUUAUGGCUACCAAAAGGUUACGAAUGGAGGAAGCUUAUGAAUACGUCCGCUCUCGACGACAAAUAGUCUCUCCUAAUUUCAGUUUCAUGGAGCAACUAUUAUCUUUCGAAUCUCAGGUUUUCUCUCCUUCUGCUCGUUUAUGCUGCAAACCCACCCUUUCACCUCCUUCUCCCCUCAUUGCUGUAAUUCCACGGAAUCCCGAUCCGGACUCGCUAACACCCUCUGGAGGUGCUCAACAGAGUGUUUUUGACUUUCCCGGAACCUUAAACUCACUUUCGUGUGUUAGUUCUGGACUUACCACUGCCACAGAGACUUGCCACAUGCCGUCUAGUGUGACGUCAAGCUCAUUGUCUUGAAAUAACCAGCCAACUCAAGACCGGAAAAUCUGAGUUGUUUCAACUUGAAUAUACAAAUCAUGAAAAUAAUUUUAAAUUGCUAUUCUGUCUAGUCUUAACUUAAAUUAGAUAUUAACUAACCAGAGUAAUAUCAUUUGUAGUUAAAUAAAUCUUUUAAAAACUAUUUUUAUGAAAUUUACUUUGACUUGUGUAAGCCAAAUCUUAAUACGAUAAUCAGCAGAGGUAGACCUUCGUAAACACAUGUAUAGUGUUAUUUCCUAGUCCAAGUUAACUUUCAAUAAUUUUUAGUGACAGUUUAUCGUAAGAUAUAUUAUCAUAAAACUGUUUUAUCAGAAACGGGACCAGUCUUUAUUUAUGUGAAGUGUCAGUCAAUGUAAAAACAAAUCUAUGUAAAUAUCGAUAUCAAAGUUACAUCGUAGAAUUGAAAUAUUUUAACUAAAUAUCAUUAAACCACUAUUGUUUAUUCUUAUUUGUGUGAGAUUUUACCAUCCCCCCCUCCCUCCCAGUACAAUUUAAAAUCGUAUCGCCAUUUUAGAAAUCGCAUAAGCAUUGCAGUGUUGCUUCAUUCUUAGAAAUCAAUUUAUGUGGACGACUGCAAGGAAGUUAUGGACCAAUGCCUUGCUCUAUCCUGUCUUUAUCUCGUCUAAUCUGCUUCUCUUUUACCUACUGCCAAUUCUUACUUUCUUGAAGUGUUGUGUAUUUAAUUUGAUAUCCACGUAAUGCACACGUACAAAAGACCACGGUGAAGUCACGUGAUUCCGUGACUAUUUUAAUCUCUUUCGUUGCAUCUGUCUUCCUUUAUCUGCCUCUGUUUUGUGUUUCUUUUAUUUGUACUAUUUUAUCCUUAUCCUGAAUUAUCUGUCUGGGUAUUUAUUUUCAUCCAUUUCCUUGCUGGAUUUUAAUAGCAAGUAAUUUUCAGAAUAAAUAAAGGUAAACGAAUUUAUAUAUUAGUCCAACUACGUAGUUAAUGUGUUAAAGUUGACUAUAGAUAUGCAUUUAUAUACGUUUGUUGGUGUGUGUGUGUGAAAAUAGUUUUUCUGAUUUGACAGAAUUUAAUAUAUACAAAUGAUUGUAACGUUGAACUGAGUUUUAGUGAAGACAAGUGUUAAUCGUUAUGUUCACGAAACAUUAGGAAAAACUCGACCUUUUUCCCUGAUGUUGUUGAACUGUCUUUCAACAGGGUCUUAUCUAUUUGUUCUCAAUUCUUCAACUAAUCAUUAUAGAAGUUAAUUGGUUUAGAAUAAGAAUGUGUUUUAUUGAUCAUAAAUUA
This is a messenger RNA of Limulus polyphemus (Atlantic horseshoe crab), 2771 nucleotides long. Its product is annotated as dual specificity protein phosphatase 1-like. Gene Ontology annotation, cellular component: cytoplasm; nucleus. The transcript has 3 exons. Gene Ontology annotation, biological process: protein dephosphorylation; negative regulation of MAPK cascade. Bases 125 to 1501 code for a protein of 458 amino acids. NCBI's taxonomy places the organism in Eukaryota, Metazoa, Arthropoda, Merostomata, Xiphosura, Limulidae. The record is from RefSeq and is a predicted model, not a curated record. Gene Ontology annotation, molecular function: protein tyrosine/threonine phosphatase activity; MAP kinase tyrosine/serine/threonine phosphatase activity.